CACCCUCUCCUCUCCUGUCGUGUCGUUUCGUAGACGACAAGCAAAACCCCCCCUUUCGAGUAGCCAAAAAAUUGCACGAAAAUAAUGUGCCAGGCAAGAUGAAGAGCGCCGUUAAGCCGAUUCACCCCAGAAGAGACGAGAAGAGCCGUCGGCCCAUGUCGGAGAUCGCACGCGAGCUGCGGCGUCUGAAGGCGCUGCCGCUGCGCGUCGAUGAUGAGGACGAGCGGCCAAAGGUGGCGGCGGUGGACAGGCCAGUGAAGCGACUGGAUCAGCUGGAGCCGCUCAGGCUGACCCGGCACCGGCUCACCCAGCUGCUGGUGCGUCCGGCCUUCGAGCAGGCGGUGCUCAGCUGCUUUGUGCGCGUCAACACGAAUGGUCUGAGCUCGGGCGAACGGCCCGAGCACCGCAUCGCCCAGAUCGUGGGCGUCGUCGAGCUGGCGCUGGGCUAUCUCGUCGACGAGAUACCCACCAAUCUGGCGCUGCGUCUGCGCUACAAUGGCGAGCUGGCGGCCCACGAGCUGAACGACAUUUCGAAUGUGGCCUUUACGCUGCCGGAGUUUCAGCUGUGGUACGAUUGGUGCGUCAACCAGGCCAUCCAGCCACCCACCAUCAGCCUGAUUGCGCGCAAGAAAAUCGAGCUGUACAAUGCCCUGCAGAGCGAGGCCAAGGCCCUGGCCCUCAUCAAGCAGACCUGCACCCUGACCAUGCGACCGCCCCAGCGCGGCGGCAUUCUCGAGCGGCACGGCGCCACCUAUCCCUGGCGCCUGCAGCGUCCGCCAGAGGCGACACUUGCCGUGGCCCCAGCACCAGCGUCGAUUCCGCAGGAGCAGCUCCAGCUGGAGUCGGAGCUGGAUGAGUCCGAGGCGGCUUGAACUGGCUACGAAACUCUGAUUCAGAUUUAAUUUAACCCCCCCCCAUGACCCAUAGCCCAGCGACACUUGCUCCACAAAUUUGUUUGUUUUAUCGUCUCGAAAUAAAUACAAUUCCGAGCCGGACUCAGAGCAAUUUACACUGU
Molecule: messenger RNA, 1015 nt
Organism: Drosophila obscura
Lineage: Eukaryota; Metazoa; Arthropoda; Insecta; Diptera; Drosophilidae
Product: RNA polymerase-associated protein Rtf1
Exons: 1
Coding region: 99-872 (257 amino acids)
Cellular component (GO): Cdc73/Paf1 complex
Molecular function (GO): DNA binding; RNA polymerase II C-terminal domain phosphoserine binding
Source: RefSeq, a predicted model, not a curated record